AUGGAUAACGAACAAUCUGUCAACGUUGUGAAUGAAAUAUUGUACGUGGAUAUCAUUCACUGGAACUUAACGACGGAGCGGAACUAUUCCAACUUGACGGACUCUUCGGAUGUUCGGAGUCACCUUCCGGUUGUGUCUGUCGAAUACGUGGCCCUCUUCGCGACGCUGUUCUUCGUGGUGGGUAUGAUUGGGGUGGCAGGGAACCUCAUGGUCAUAUACAUCGUGCUCGAGGAUAAAAAGAUGAGGAAGUCUGUCACGAACUUGCUUAUACUGAACCUGGCGCUGGCGGAUUCGCUCAUCAUGGUGUUCGGUAUACCGGAGAUCGUCCUGUUCAUGUUGAACCAGGGAUGGCUUCUCGGGCUGGUCAUGUGCAAGAUACAGAGGACCGUCCUCGUUGGAGCCCUAUACUCGUCCGUUCUCACACUGGUUACAGUUUGCAUUGAGCGAUACAUCGCCAUCGUGUUUCCUAUUAAGGCACACAUCGUCUGCACGAAGCGCCGCGUCAUCUUCGUCAUCAUGCUGGUAUGGACGUUGUCAUUGCUGUGCGCGUCGCCGACCGCGGUCUUCAACAUGGUCGUGCCGUCUGAGAUCGGAGUCCACUUCUGCCUGACGAACUUCCCCGGCAGCCACUUGACAUACAUGAAGCUCUUUAAAUACUCGGAGAGCAUCCUCUUCUACUUCGGCCCUCUGCUGGUGCAGCUGGUAUGCUACAUCGUCAUCGGCAAGCGUCUGUUCAUCGGCGUCGAGCGGCUCCACAGACAAGUGAUGAGUCCCUGCGACGGCCCCAAUCGCCGGAUCCGCACUUCAGAGGCAAUCAAAGCCAGGAGAGGGGUGGUCAAGAUGCUAAUUGCCAGCGUAAUCAUUUAUUUCCUCAGUUAUUCCCCGCAUCAAGUGCUGCUCUUCUACAACUCCUUCUCCGCGGUCCCCUUCCACCAGACUUGGGUGUUCCUGGUUCUGACAACGACUCUGGCGUACAUCAACUCGGCAGCUAAUCCCAUCCUGUACUGCGUGUUCAGUCAGAACUUCAGGAAGAAGUUUCACGUGAUGUUGUGUCGGGCUCAGACUUGUCACGGCGGCAGCGAGAGCGACAGGAUGGUGGGGAUGAACAAUUACACGGAGUACACCACGCUGUUCAGGCGGUCGACGAAGAAACCCGCCCUCAACAACUUCAAACACGAUUCGGCCAUCAGUGUUGUUUAGUUGACGUCAGGAGGGUGUGUGUGUGUGUAUGUGUGUGUGGUGUGGGUGUG
Gigantopelta aegis is the source of this 1250-nucleotide messenger RNA. RefSeq names its product neuropeptide receptor 15-like. Gene Ontology annotation, molecular function: G protein-coupled receptor activity. Gene Ontology annotation, biological process: G protein-coupled receptor signaling pathway. The coding region runs from base 1 to 1200 and encodes 399 amino acids. The record is from RefSeq and is a predicted model, not a curated record. The transcript has 2 exons. Gene Ontology annotation, cellular component: membrane. NCBI's taxonomy places the organism in Eukaryota, Metazoa, Mollusca, Gastropoda, Neomphalida, Peltospiridae.